GCAAAAUAAAGAAGAGGCGGAAACCACGCACGCACUGCGACAGCAUGAUAGACCCAAUUUAGGUUCAUAAAAAGCGCUGCGCUCUGAGCCUUUAGCGUAGUUGUGACACAUUUUGCGCUCAGACCGGUGCCGUGAAGAGAAUAUAGACAUUUAUUAUUAUGAAAUGUUUAUUAUGACACAACUAACAAAAUAGUCAAACUUUACAGUCAAGGCGGGCCAUCUGGUUCACAAGUGAUAACGUGUCCGCUGGGUUUCCAAGUUUAAAGAAAAAGCCUAAAGCUCAACACCGGACCCGUUUAACGAGCACGGUUUUGUGGAUUCAUUCUUGUCACGUGACAAGAGCGGUCCCGUUCUAAACUGGUACCAUUUAUCCCCUGUAAACCGGGCAGGAUGUUACGAGCUCAUCAGGGGCCAUAAAGGAGAGCGGAUACACGACCUACGGCACUGUCCAACCAAAAUGUCCUCACCAGGGUCCAGGCGGAAUAGUUACCGUGGAGCUGCGUGUGGAAGCCGGGCAACGUUUGAAUACCAAGUCCGUCGCCGGAGCUCCAGCUGUUCUUACUUUGCCUCUGGAGCGCAAACCGGAAACUUUUCUGUCAGACUGAGCCAGCCGAUAUUUACUGUAACGCUCCGGUUUUUGCUGGCGAUAGAUCUAUGGCUGUCCAAACGGCUCGGAGUGUGCGCCUGUGAGGGGUCUGCAUGGGGCGGCAUACGGCCCUUGGUCCGGCUGGUCGAGUUCUCCGGUCAUGUCAUCCCGUGGCUCAUCGGCACCGUGUACACUCUUCUCCGUGGACGAAGUGUGGAGGAGCAAGAGAUCAUGCUGAAUUUGGCAUUGGCUCUGAUUUUGGAUUUGCUGUUUGUCAGACUUGUGAAGACUCUGGUCAGACGUCGCAUGCCCGCCCAGAACCGCUCGGAGAUCCUCUCCACCUUCUUCGUGGAGCGUUAUUCCUUUCCCUCCGGUCACGCUUCACGGGCGGCCAUGUGCGCCCGGUUCUUCCUCGCCCAGCUGGUGGACACAGACUCCAUGCGGCUCCUGGUGGUGGGGUGGGCUGCUUUGGUGAGCCUGUCCCGACUGCUGCUUGCAAGACACUAUGUGACAGAUGUGGGCUUUGGCUUGGCCAUGGGCUACUGCCAGUACAGCCUGGUGGAAAGACUGUGGGUGACUUGGAACUGGUUGCAGGACGCGCUGCUCAUUGGCCUGGGAGAGAGGCUGAACAGGGCUUACGAUGGACUCUGGAUGAUAGAUGGGAAACAUUAGGUCAGGUGUGUGUGCAUGUAGGGAAAUGGUUGAACAUGAGUGGGUAAUUCUGAAAUUCCUGAUUAUUGAUGUUAUUUUAGGAUACUUAUAUGUUUUUCAAAAAUCUGUAUCAGCGUUAUGUGUUUGUCUUUGUGUUUACUUUUAUUUUUAAGUAGAAGUAUUAAAUGUUUUACCUCCAUUAAGCUGCUUGUUUGCACAUCACUACUGAUAAUGCAUGGACUUAAUUUCACAAGCCUGAAACCAAUGUUGAAUUUAUUUAAUUAAAUUUUUUAUUUUAAAAAAUUACAUUAUUUUUUUUGAGUGCGUGUGAAUGUUUAAACUGUGGUAUAAAAAAAGAGACUUCCACCUUGACAUGGUUCAUGAUGUGAGAAUUUCAUCUGUUUGUUUAUCAUGUGGUUUAGCAGUGACUUGUCACAAUCCAGUGUGUUUGUGUGAACAUUGUUGUGGGGAAAGUCAACUCACACUCAAGCAAGUUUCCAUCAGCUGCUGCUGCUGAGUCUCCUGACUGUCAUUGCACGGUAACACAUUCCAUCUCAUCUUACAGUGUUGAUAAACUGCUGCCACCACCUCCUUUUUAACAUACCGAAUACCACUUCCAAAUCAAACAGUUGCUACAGAAAUCGUAACACUCGAUACAUGUGGGUUUGGAGUUAACAUGUUGAACAGGUUAAGAGAGCAGACGCUUGGGUAGCCUACAUAAACAGAGCUGGAAAGUGUGACAAGUUGUGUUCAGGUUGCAAGUGGGAACAUGGGAUAUUUUCAAGAAAAGCUGCUUAUUUUUAUUGACUUUCAUAUAAUGCAGGUGAGCUGAUGUGUGGGUGUGUCUGUUAGCGGUUUUAUUAGUCCAAGAAAUGUGACAGAAGUAACCUCAUCUCUUUCAGUUUCAUCGUGUGAAUACAUAUACUCCAUAUUUCAACUUUUAUUAUCUAAAUUUAAAGAACACAGUUGUGUUUAAAUAGGAACAAUUUUCUGAAGGCUUUCUGUAAUUAUAAAAGGAGAAGUACAUUUAUUGAAUGUACUGUGUAUCUUAGAACCUCAAUUCCAAAAAAGGUUGAUAUGCUGUAAAUGUAACUAAAGCCAGGAAAGUAUAUUUUAAUCAUAAUACAGCAUGGAAAACAUAUCAAAGGUUUACAAAGAGAAAAUAUAUAAUUACAAGAAGAAUAUUAGCUCAUUUUGAAUUUGAUGGCUGCAACAAGCCUCAAAGUUUUGCCAGAGCCAUGUUUAGUACUGUAAGACAAAUCCUGUCUUCUUUUAAAAGCAGUACGUAAUUCUCUCGGGAACUGAGGGGUCUGCCGAAGAUGCCUCCUGGGUGAGGUGUUGGGGGCAUGUCCCACUGGGAGGAGGCCCUGGGGCAGACCCAGGACACGCUGGACAGAUUACAUCUCUCGGCUGGCCUGGGAACACCUGGGUGUUCCCCCGGAUAAGGUGGAGGAGGAGGCUGGGGAGAGGGAGUUCUGGACUUCUCUGCUUAGGCUGCUGCCCCCGCAACCCAGCCCCCGGAUAAGUGGAAGAAGAUGGAUAGAUAUUUUUUGAUGAUGCUUGAAAUGUUUUCAGUUGGUGAAAGAUCUGAAGUGCAGGCGAGUUCUGCACCCAGACUCUCCUACUAUAAAGCCGUGCUAUUGUAAUAGCUGCAGUAUGUGGAUCAAGAUUGCCCUGCAUGUUUCAGCAAGACAAUCUUGAAAAUAAAUUGGACUGGAUGGAAGCAUGUGUUGCUCUAAAACCUGUACACAGUACUCAUGCUGAUGGGGCCUUUCUUGAUGCGAAAGCUGCUAAUUCCACAGGCGCUAAUGCAACCCUUUUGAACUGAGCACUGAUAAUAUGGUCCCCUCGUCUUUAGUUGGGAGGACAUGGCGUAUGUUUUCCAAAAAGAAUACAAAAUUUUGGAUUUGCCUAACCACAGAACCGUUUUUCUCUUUGCCUCAAUCCAUUUCUGGAUUCAGAAAUGUUUCUUUGCACAGCUUUAACCUAUGUUUGUGGAUGGCACGGUGAAUACAUUCACAGACAGUGAAUGAGCUCAUGCAAUGGUUUCCAUGACAGAAUCAUACUUUUUUCAAUUCAGUGCAGACAUUCAGAAAUUUAGCAAUGAUAUUCAGGCUUGUCCUUUGCACACAGAGAUUUCUUCAGAUUCCCAGAAACGUUUGAUGACGUUAUGUACUCUGAAAGAUUUCCUUGCAACUUUACACUGGGGAACAUUCCUCUAAAAUUGUUCUACAAUUUGUAGAUACAGUUUUUUUUGUGAUUGUCAACCUCUGCUCAUAUUUUCAUCUAAGAAGUUCUGCCUCUCUAAGAUGCUAUUUCUAUAACCUGACUUGUUGCCAAUUAACCUAAUUAACUGCAAAAUGUUUCUCCAGCUGUUUCUUUUUAGUACCACCUUCUUUUCCAUCCUUUUGUUGCCCAGUCCCAACUUUUUUGAUGUUGUUGCCUUCAAAUUGAAAAUGGGCAACAUUUCUAUUUAAUGAAAAAUUGUAUUUUUCAGGAAGUAGCAUAACAACGAGGAAGGAUCACUGAACCCACAGUCCAGCCCAUCCAACAGUAGUAUUAAGUAUAAGAAUGGACUAAGGUUGUCCUUAUCUUAUGACAUUAGUUAACUUAGCUAAUGCUGCCUGUAGAUAAGCCUGUGGUUGAGGAUGUAGGAAAUAAACAGCACAUUAGCUUCCAAAGCUGAGCUCCUUUGCUGGUGCUGAUUCUACGUGGCAUGGUUUGUUUUUGUUUAAUGAAGACAUAACCAUAUUUUAAUGAACGUGGGCGAUGCCAGCUAAUGCUAUUUCUAGCUAGCUUGUUUAUUUCAUUAGGAUGCUAACUUUGACUAGCAAAAAGGAGCCUAAAAUAAACUACAUAUUGGAGAACUGACCACCCCACCGCUUGGAAUAUCUUUUCGUACAACCAGUGCUGAACAACAGAGGUGGGACGUAAAUACUUCAUUACUUAGUUGAAUAGAAUUUCCAGAUAGCUGUACUUGUUUGUACUUUUACUCCCUACAUUUGUACUCAAAUAUCUGUGCUUUCUACUCCUUAUAUUUUCAAAACAGCUUGUUACAUUAGGUUUAACGAUUUUGAGGUAAGUUUUUAUUUCUUGGUACUGUGGAAUUUUAUAGCAUUAUAUAGCUUUUCAGCAUUAUAUUGUUUAAACAUUAUAAUUUUAAGCAGGCCCCUGUGUGACCUUAGGAGUAAGAAUAGUUGUAGCAACAUCACAGGAAAAAGAUGCAUCGGCGAGAUACUAAGAAAUAGUACAGAAGUUACAGUGGAUAACGGGGGCAACAGGGCAGCGUUAAGAACAGUCUAACACAUUGGAUCAGUAUAGACUAGAAAAGCAGAACUAAGGAGGAGAGCGUAAACUCCCAGCGCAACACACACUUGACACCUACAAACCGCACACUCAUGACACUUGACUUGACCCACACACACACACUCCUACAGUGCAGACAGGAAGACACACACAUUGCAGAUAGAGACAUGUACAUCACACACACACAUUCACAAUUAAGAUAUGCAAUUAAGAAAGGGGUUAAAGAUAGGGCAAGACCUUAAAAGGAAAGGUAGAAGAUGAUAGAUGAGGAAGAAGUUGUUUUGAUUGAAACUGUGUAUGACGUAUAGGCGAACGUGAUAACAGAAUAACAGGAAAGGUGGGAGGCAAAUAAGGAACUUUGGAAUAUUAUAAAUGUAACAGUUUGAAGGACUGCCCUUUGAAUCUGCAAGAGGCUUCAUGCUGAGCUGAUUCCCUUCUGCGCAGGGGUUGAAAUAAAGAAGUUGAUUGAAUUGAAGAAGUCUGUCUCGAGUCGUUCGUUCGUUUUGGUUUUUCACCAGGUCAGAGAAAAAGGAUCGGGAGAGGCGUCAACUCGCCGACAGUUUUGUGCACCUUAAAACAGAUUUGUGCCUAAAUGAAGGGAACGAUGAGGCAUAAAAGACAAUCCUAUUGGUUUAGCCAUCACCAGCGCUUACGGCAUACAGCGAA
Oreochromis niloticus (Nile tilapia) is the source of this 5209-nucleotide messenger RNA. Its product is annotated as phospholipid phosphatase 6. Lineage: Eukaryota; Metazoa; Chordata; Actinopteri; Cichliformes; Cichlidae. The record is from RefSeq and is a predicted model, not a curated record. The transcript has 2 exons. The coding region runs from base 458 to 1258 and encodes 266 amino acids. Gene Ontology annotation, molecular function: sphingosine-1-phosphate phosphatase activity.